Molecule: messenger RNA, 2492 nt
Organism: Vespula pensylvanica (western yellowjacket)
Lineage: Eukaryota; Metazoa; Arthropoda; Insecta; Hymenoptera; Vespidae
Gene: Su(var)2-10
Product: E3 SUMO-protein ligase PIAS1
Exons: 9
Coding region: 117-1910 (597 amino acids)
Biological process (GO): protein sumoylation; regulation of transcription by RNA polymerase II
Molecular function (GO): zinc ion binding; transcription coregulator activity; SUMO ligase activity
Source: RefSeq, a predicted model, not a curated record
AGAGUUACGCCAUUUGAAGAAGGUUAUUGUAUUAUAUGAAUUCAAGUUGGAUAAACGAGGUGUGCGCAGCCAUUGCAGGAAAUCUUUACUCAUUUUUGAACUAACAUUUGUUUCAAAUGCCGUUUAUUUUGCCAAUUUUUUUUAAGCUUUCAACCAUAGCGAUAGCAAACGCUGUGUUGUUGUAUCUUUUGGAAGAUAAAGCCAAUAAGAAGAAGAUGGCGGAAACAGAAGAGUUAGAGAAUAUGGUAUUAAGUUUCCGAGUAUCUGAGCUUCAAAUGCUUUUGGGUUUUGCUGGUAGAAAUAAGUCCGGCAGAAAAAACGAAUUACAAACAAGAGCAUUAGAAUUAUUACGUCUCAGAUCACAUCCGGUCCAGCUUAAAAUACGAGAAUUAUACAAGACGAUACAAGCUGAUCAAUUAGCAGCACAUCAAAUGUAUGUUCAAACUGAUGGAACUGGAGAUACUCAAAUUGAUCAAAGUAUGCAUUCUAGAAGUUAUUAUACAAGACAAACUAUCGGACAACAACAACAAACACAAAGUUCAGUUGCUUCUGAGAAAGAACUUCCACCUGCACAUCAAGCAUCUUUACCUAAAAAUCCUAGAACUACUCCUGUAUAUCAGUCUGCAGGUUACACAAGUGUAGCACCACAAAGAACAAAUGCAACAUACAAUCCAUAUCCAUACGCACCGAAAGUGUUACCAGUACCAUUACAAAUACCGUCAGGGCAAUAUCCUGUUCAUCCAGAUGUCAAAUUGAAAAAAUUACCUUUUUUUGAUUUAUUAGCAGAAUUAUUGAAACCAUCUAGUUUAAUGCCACAAGGAUCAGUAAGAGUACAAGAAAAUACGUUUAUGUUUCAUUUAACACCACAACAGUCAACUGAUAUAGCUAGUUCUCGAGAUUGUCGCGCAGGAAGCAAAAUGGAUUACAUGGUACAGGUACAGAUGAGGUUUUGUUUACAAGAAACGUCAUGUGAACAAGAAGAUUAUUUUCCACCAAAUAUCGUUGUAAAAGUUAAUGGAAAACUCUGUCAAUUACCCAAUCCUAUACCUACAAAUAAACCUGGUGUAGAACCAAAAAGACCUCCUAGACCAGUAAAUAUUAGUCCUUUAAUUAAAUUGUCACCUACUGUGGGAAAUCAAAUUCAUGUUUCUUGGUCAUCCGAUUAUGGCAGACGAUAUGCAAUUGCCGUGUAUCUUGUAAGGAAACUUUCGAGUGCAGAAUUAUUAACAAGACUAAAGAAUAGAGGUGUUAGACAUUCUGAUUACACCAGAGGGUUAAUAAAAGAAAAACUCAAUGAAGAUGCAGAUAGUGAAAUAGCUACUACAUCACUCAGAGUAUCGUUAGCUUGUCCUUUGGGAAAAAUGAGAAUGAAUACACCAUGUCGUGCAUCAACAUGCUCACAUUUACAGUGUUUUGAUGCUUCUUUAUUUUUACAAAUGAAUGAACGAAAACCAACUUGGAAUUGCCCAGUAUGUGAUAAACCUGCUCUACAUGACAAUCUUGUUAUUGAUGGGUAUUUUCAAGAAGUUCUAAAUUCUAAGAAAUUAUUACCUGAUGUUAAUGAGAUACAAUUGCUUCAAGAUGGUUCUUGGGAAAAUUUAGUACUAAGAAAAGAGAAAGAUAGGGAUAAAACUGAAACAAAAGUGGCAACUAAUUUACAAGAUCGUAAAAUAGAUGUGGACACAGUAGAACUUGAUGAAAGCAGUCCUACUAUACCAGUAUUAAAGGAGAAGAAACGUACAGUUGUCAUUGAUUUAAUAUCGGAUAGCGAUGAAGAUGACGAAGAUUCCGUACCAAGUCAAAGUACAAAAAAAAAAACUAGAAGUUCCACUCCUCCCAAAAAAUCUCAAACAAGUUCUAUAAGCAGUACAAGUGAAUCACCAGAUUUAAUGAUAAUCGAUCUAGAAUGAUUUUCUUUACAAGAAAAAUAAUAGGAAUUCAACAUUCAAUGAGGAAUUUCUUUGCUCUCUGAUGUGAUCAUCAUCAACUUCACAUAUAAUAUGAAAAAAAAGAAAUAUUCAAAACAUUGUUUUUAGUAUAAUUUUAACUAUAAAAGUAUUCAUUAAUCAGAUCCACAUAUUACUAAAAUUAUUACUUGUUUAAGCAUUCCUUUACUUUAUUACUUGGUGUACAAUUUAUUUCAUUAUAAAAACUCAUUGCCGAAUAACUUUAUUAUCAUUUCUAUAUUCCAAAUACUUAAAGGCUAAAAAUAUACUUUUUCACUGUAAAACAGCGAAAAAAGUUGUAUAUUGUAUAAAAAAAUAAACUUAUCUUUCUAUAAGCGACAAUUUUCUUUAGUGGGAUAUAAAAUCUAUUAAAAUAAUGUAUAACAUGUAAACUAUUUAUUUGCAUCGAAAGCAAGCAGUGUAUGUAAUACAUAUACGCAAACUUAUUUCAUUAUUUACGUACAUCGUCGUAUACAUGCAAAUUCGUAUUUAUAUCUGUUUUUCAUCUAUUAAUUACUAAUAAAGAUUUACAAUUGUAUAUUUUAA